CCCUCUGGCAUGCCUGCAGCCUUAUUUAUUACACACCAAAGUAUAAAAGAGCCCAGCCGGCGGCAGCUCGCCUCUCCAGCCCUGGCAUUUGCCUGAGAAGCCCCGCCGUGCUCUCCAGGAGGCUCUGGGGCUCUGUUGAGAAUCAUGCUCGGGAGGCAGCUCGGCUCUUGGCACCUGCUGGCUUUGCUUUUCCUCCCAUUUUGCCUCUGUCAAGAUGAAUACAUGGAGGUGAGCGGAAGAGCUAAUAAAGUAGAGGCGAGAAUAGUGCAAAGCCACCAGCAGACUGGCCGUAGCGGCUCCAGGAGGGAGAAAGUGAGAGAGCGGAGCCAUCCUAAAACUGGGACUGUGGAUAAUAACACUUCUACAGACCUAAAACCCCUGAGACCAGAUGAGCUACCGCACCCCGAGUCUCCACAAACCGGAGGACCGCCCCCAGACUGCAGCAAGUGUUGCCAUGGAGAAUACAGCUUCAGAGGCUACCAAGGUCCCCCGGGGCCCCCUGGCCCCCCUGGCAUUCCAGGAAACCAUGGGAACAAUGGCAAUAAUGGAGCCACUGGCCAUGAAGGGGCCAAAGGUGAGAAAGGAGACAAAGGUGACCUGGGGCCACGAGGCGAAAGAGGGCAGCAUGGCCCCAAGGGAGAAAAGGGCUACCCGGGGAUUCCGCCAGAACUGCAGAUUGCAUUCAUGGCUUCUCUGGCAACCCACUUCAGCAAUCAGAACAGCGGGAUUAUCUUCAGCAGCGUGGAGACGAACAUCGGAAACUUCUUUGAUGUUAUGACUGGUAGAUUUGGGGCUCCAGUAUCAGGUGUGUAUUUCUUCACCUUCAGCAUGAUGAAGCAUGAGGAUGUUGAAGAAGUGUAUGUGUACCUCAUGCACAAUGGCAAUACAGUGUUCAGCAUGUACAGUUAUGAAACAAAGGGGAAGUCAGAUACGUCCAGCAACCAUGCAGUACUGAAGCUGGCUAAAGGGGAUGAGGUUUGGCUGAGAAUGGGCAAUGGCGCUCUUCAUGGGGACCACCAGCGCUUCUCUACCUUCGCAGGCUUCCUGCUCUUUGAAACCAAGUAAAUAUAUGAAUAGACCAGCUCUACUUUUGGGAAGAUUUAUGGCUGCACUGGUAUUGUUAUGAUCUGAGGGACACUAGAGUUGAGGGUUCUACUCAGGAGCUCAGAAGAAGAAUCCACAAAACAGUUCCCCUCAAGUGACCUUGACUAAUAUACUUGGCAUGUUUACUCUUCCCCAGGCACCUAAAAAAGAAUUCCCUUCUUGAUACAGGUUGGAAAUAAUUGUUUCCAUCAAAGAAGUCAUUUGCAAAGAAUUUGGCUGCUCUGUUUUUAAUUUAAUAGCAACUUUCAGGAAUUCCUGAGGUUUGUGGUUCAUCAUUCUUUAAAACAUUUCAGAGACCAGGGUGCAGUGAUUAUUAUGGGGCCUGGGAGGAACAAGGGCACUUGCCAGGACCAAGUUACCAGAAACAUUUGUAAAACCUAGACUGGGAAGUAACACUUUGAUCCAGUGGGUCAAUAUUUAUGAAUAAAUAUAGAUAUUUUUAGUAGUUUCAGAUAGCUUUUAGAUAAGAAAAGUAUUCACAAUGCCCAUAAAUAAUGGACUCCUCCUUUUUUUUUUUUAUAAGAAUACUGCUGUAAUUAAAUCUUGACUUGUAAUGGCUUAUAUUUUUGGAUAUAGAAUUUUCUCAUGAUCCAAAAUUGGGUUUAUCAGAUCUGACUUAUUAUAUUGAAUUUUUCCCAUUGUGUUUCUCAGAUUAUAAUCGAUCUUUGUUGACCCUGGCCAGCUUAAGUGAGGUUACAUCCAUAUAUACAGAUACAGUGAUCUUCUUCUCUCUCAAUUUAGAAAUUACCCCAAUAAACUUUACACAUACUGAUAUUCGAAGGAGCUGUAAACUCAGUUACAUACAAACUAAUGGAUACAAAAUAUAAGGGCAUUCCAUUUAGAAGACAUAAAAUAAAAUCUCUUAACCUUUUUAAAAAUAAAAAAUGAUAUGACUUUUUUGAUUACCAUAUUUAAGCAAUACUUACAAUGAAGCUGUGCUCCUUUACUUUUGCCUGUCCCUCCCCAAAAAGGGACAAGUACAGAAGAUAGUACACAGAUUUUGUUUAUUUUAAGCAAAGGAAGCAUCAUUGGCAUAUGUGUUUACCUUAAUGUCAAAUUAUAUUUAAAAUGCACUAGAGAGAUACCUGUCUAGCACAUGUCAUUUAAUGAAUCCCUUAGAAGCAAUUAGCCCUUAAUUUAUUUUCUGUUACAAUGUGAAUUUCCACAAAAGCUUUUAAACUAUGGGUUUAAUUGUAUUGAUUACCCCCUCUAGCUAGAAGCAGAAAGAAUUAAUUAGGACUGCCCUAUCAGCUAACUUGGUGUGCUCCAUGCUCAGUUCUGUCUUUGACCCUUUCUUUUGAUCUAUAAAUAUUUUUAAAUUCUUCCUGACCAACACAAGCAACGUUAUUUGUGAAUGGAUAUUAUGGAUAUUAGCCAAAAUGUGCUUGACUGGUUGGUAAUGUUUUUGUGAUUUUGUGUAUGUCCCCCACUGCCCCUGGGGCUGUGUGGUCAUGGGUGUUGAGGUUUAUUAUUUCCAGACAUCAUAAAUAUUUUGUAAAAGUGUAUUGCCAACAGACAUUUGAAUGUUGCAUGUUGCCCAAAGGGAUUCCAUGUCUAAAGAACAUACACUAUUAAUAAAGUGCCUUAGAAGAAGAUAUUGGCUUAGCUUUAGAUAAAACUGAGGUGAGAAAAAUGUAAAAGCAUUGUAUGGAAAUAAACAUACUUUUGUUAAAUGUAUUGUUUUAUAAUGUUCUGAAUAAAGUUGAAUAGUCAUA
Molecule: messenger RNA, 2819 nt
Organism: Mirounga angustirostris (Northern elephant seal)
Lineage: Eukaryota; Metazoa; Chordata; Mammalia; Carnivora; Phocidae
Gene: C1QTNF3
Product: C1q and TNF related 3
Exons: 6
Coding region: 145-1065 (306 amino acids)
Molecular function (GO): protein binding
Source: RefSeq, a predicted model, not a curated record